Brienomyrus brachyistius is the source of this 3074-nucleotide messenger RNA. RefSeq names its product ring finger protein (C3H2C3 type) 6 (gene rnf6). The record is from RefSeq and is a predicted model, not a curated record. Gene Ontology annotation, cellular component: cytoplasm; nucleoplasm. The transcript is spliced from 4 exons. Gene Ontology annotation, molecular function: ubiquitin protein ligase activity. The coding region runs from base 152 to 2035 and encodes 627 amino acids. Gene Ontology annotation, biological process: ubiquitin-dependent protein catabolic process; protein ubiquitination; positive regulation of DNA-templated transcription. NCBI's taxonomy places the organism in Eukaryota, Metazoa, Chordata, Actinopteri, Osteoglossiformes, Mormyridae.
GUUGCAGGUCGGACUGUAUAGGAUGUAGUGCCGAUGGUCCCAUCUUAGCUACAUUGUAUUCAAGACAGCAGAGAGGAGAGCGGAUCCGUCCAUAUUACAGCUGCUGUAUCAGGUUACUGACAGCUCUUCCACAAGUGGCCCCGGUGCCAGGAUGGACCCCCCUGGAGCACAAGAUGAGAGGGGGCUCCAGCAGGAGCGGUUGCGUAGGGAGGAAGCGUACUACCACUUCAUCAACAGCCUGACAGAGGAGGAGUACCGCCUGAUGCGGGACAGCAACUUGUUGGGCACACCAGGCGAGGUGACGGCUGAGGAGCUGCGGCAGCGUUUAGACGGUGCUAAGGAGCGGCUUUCGGUGCAGCCACACCCACCGAGCAGCGAGGUGGGAGUGGAGGACGGGAGCAGCGGAGCUGCAGGCGAGGCAUCUCAUGGGGAUUCACUACUUGAGUGGUUGAACACAUUCCGGCGCACGGGCAACGCCACACGCAGCGGGCAGAGUGGCAACCAGACGUGGCGCGCAGUGAGCCGCACCAACCCCAACAGUGGCGAGUUCCGCUUCAGCCUGGAGAUCAAUAUCAACCAUGAACAGCCAGAGCCUGCUGACCUGCCAGGCCCCACCCAGGCCCUUCCUAGCCCAACUCAGGCCCAGCCUGGCCCCGCCCGUCUUUCACAUUACCCCCCUGCCCGGCACGCUCUCACCCCCUCGGCCCGGCUGGUCCAGAGCAGGAGGCAGCAGGCGAGACGUGGCCGUGGGAGCCCUGCCCCCUUCCUGGCCAUUCCUGAAGCCAGUGGCCUUCCAGAACCUGUGACAACUCACACCGCCCCUGCCCCGCCCUCCUUUACCCCCCUGGGACAAGGCGGUAUCAACACUGCAAAUGCAGUCGGUGAACGAGAGCCACCUCCUGCUCUGGAGUGCCCCCGUGUGUCCGCGCAUCCCCUCCCCCCAGAGGCCCCGCCCCUCCCCCAAGAGGUGAUGCCCACCCACGAGCCUCGCAGCAGCCGGACUCGAGCACGAGGGCGUGGACGCAGGACCCGGGCAGGCAGCUUGGCUGGUGGUCACCGCAGGGGGUCUCAACGCAGCCGCUCCCCGCUGCACCGGGGCCACACCCAGGAGCAGCCACAAGCUGCAGCCAUGGAGACUGAGGAGCCUGCCACCAGUGAAAUGGCAGAUGCCACCCCUGAUGAGGUGGAGUCGCAGGCCCCCAGUGCAGGUGGCGCCACCCGCCGGCACCCCACGAUCAUGCUGGACCUACAGGUGCGGCGGAUCCGGCCAGGAGAGAGCCGGGACCGGGACAGUGUGGCGAGCCGCACACGCUCACGGCUUCGCAUGGCUGAAAACACAGUGACCUUCGAAAGUGACAGUGGCGGCUUCCGCCGCACCAUCUCUCGCUCGGAGCGUGCUGGCGUGCGCACUUAUGUUAGCACCAUCCGCAUCCCGCUGCGCCGCAUCUCCGAAACGGGCCUGGGCGAGCCCAGCUCUGCUGCCCUGCGCUCCAUCCUGCGUCAGAUCAUGACUGGCUUUGGUGAGCUCAGUUCCCUCAUGGAAACGGAGGCUGAUGCUGAGGCGGGCGGUCCCCCCCCACAGGCCCUCCGUGAUGGCGGAGGCCCAGGGCCCCGAGAGCCGGCUGAAGGGCGUGGCAACAAUGGGGCAGGACCCAUGGAGGAGGAGGAGGAGCGGAGGCGGACGGGUGGGGCACCGGGCAGGGACACCAACAACCUGGUGGAGAACGGCACGCUCCCCAUUCUGCGUCUGGCACACUUCUUCCUACUGAAUGACGAGGAGGAUGAGGAGCAUCCACGAGGCCUGACCAAAGAGCAGAUCGACAACUUGUCCACGCGCACCUAUGGCCAGGCUGGCCUGGAGGCGGAUGUAGGCCGCGCCUGCAGUGUGUGCAUCAGCGAGUAUGCACAGGGCAACAAGUUGCGCCGGUUGCCCUGUGCACAUGAGUUCCACGUCCACUGCAUAGACCGCUGGCUGUCUGAGAACAACACUUGCCCCAUCUGCAGGCAGCCUGUGCUCCACGCCCACAGGGGCUGACCCCACCCUCCGGCGGGUAACCCCCGCCAACUCCGUGCUAACCAGUCAUCAGUUCAGCUUCAUUGUUCUACAGAAUUGAGUCAGUGCGUUAAAUUAAGAGCAGAGCCAAAAACCAAACAUGACAAUAACCCAGAGAGGUAACAAACCUUUAUUUUUUUAGACUUUCAGUUCCAGCACUUCCUUGCUAGGACAUCACAGAUGGCUUUCCUUAAUUUCAGCAUCACGUCACGAAGCAUUUGGUUUGUUUGAGAAAUGAGUCCUGCAGCUGACCAAUGUCCCAGCCCCCAUAGACUGAGCAUUAGCAUGUAAAUAAUCAGUGAACAGACAUGAACUGCACUGUGGUUCUGCCAGCACGCAAUGUCUUGCAGCUGUUCAUGCAAUGCAGAGUGGCGGCCUGCGGGGGCACUGUGGCCAUGCCUUCUGCGGACUGUCCCCCCACGUUGGGGCUGCAACCCUGCGUGCUCACAGGAGAGCUGUCUUGUUGGCUGUGUAAAUAAUCCGGCGAAUGUAGGCGGCGUCCAUCCGUAUGUUGCCUCUAACAAGAAGCCAAACUGCUCAGUGCUGGCUGCAGCUGCCACACCUACUCCCUAAAGCUGUGAGAAUUUAUUCAGACACUAUGUACUGCCGCCUACUGGUAAUAGAAAUGUUCCAUUAUUGACAGUGUUUUGGGUAACAGUGCCAACAGUGGUCAUAUUGUUCUUUGUACUUAAUAAGCAUAUUACACAUUGUACCCAGACACCUGAAGGGUCAGUCCCUGUGCCCCCCCAAGCACAGCACAUGCGGCUCCCUGUUCUUACCAGAAGGAGACAGCAGUACAGCCCCAGAAAUACAUGAACUAUCUCUUGAAUCCAUUUUCAUCCAUGUUUCUCUGUGACCACUUUGGAGAUGGACAUUAAGGUAUGUGCUGAAAACCAUCAUGUUCUUUUGCCCUGUGGAAGUUCUGUUAUAUUUGCUGUUGCUUCCUUACUUGGCCUGGGGUUGGGUUUCUGUCUUACCUGAAGGUCAGGAUAAACUCAAUAAAAGAGAAUCAACAGAUGUA